Molecule: messenger RNA, 1267 nt
Organism: Impatiens glandulifera
Lineage: Eukaryota; Viridiplantae; Streptophyta; Magnoliopsida; Ericales; Balsaminaceae
Product: putative 12-oxophytodienoate reductase 11
Exons: 5
Coding region: 21-1163 (380 amino acids)
Molecular function (GO): oxidoreductase activity; FMN binding
Source: RefSeq, a predicted model, not a curated record
CUUGCAGGCAGCAGCAUAUCAUGAGAAGAAACGAAGGAGACGAAGCGAUCCCUGAUCAAAUGGAUGUCAUUCCUCUUCUCACUCCCUAUAAGUUGGGAAAUUUCCACCUCUCACAUAGGGUUGUUUUGGCACCAAAGACAAGACAAAGAUCUUACAACAAUGUUCCUCAACCACAUGCUAUCUUGUAUUACUCACAAAGAACUACAAAUGGUGGUCUUCUCAUAUCAGAGGCUACUGGAAUAUCAAACACUGCACAAGGGUAUCCAGACACACCUGGUAUUUGGACAAAGGGACAAAUUGAAGCUUGGAAACCAAUUGUGAAUGCUGUCCAUGAAAAAGGUGGAACCUUUUUUUGUCAGAUUGUGCACAUUGGAAGAGUUUCAAAUUCAGAUUUUCAGCCGAAUGGACAAGCUCCGAUUUCUAGCUCCUACAAGACAUUGUCUCCGAAGCUUCAAAGUAAUGGCAUGGAUAUUGCUCGCUUUACACCUCCACGAGGGUUGAGGACAGAAGAGGUUCCUGAAAUUGUUAAUGACUUUAGGGUUGCAGCCAGAAAUGCUAUAGAAGCUGGAUUUGAUGGUGUUGAGAUCCAUGGGGCUCAUGGUUUCCUUAUUGAUCAAUUCCUCAAAGACCAAAUCAACGACAGAACAGACAAAUAUGGAGGUUCUUUGGAAAACCGUUGUCGAUUUGCCCUCGAAAUUGUUGAAGCUUUAGUAAACGAACUAGGAGCUGGGAGAGUUGGUAUAAGGUUUUCUCCCUUCAAUAACUUCAUGGAAUCGGACGACUCAGAUCCUAUGAGUUUAGGCCUUUACUUGGCUGAAGCCUUGAACAAGUAUGAUAUCGCAUACUGCCACAUGGUUGAACCGAUAAUCAAAACUGCUGAAGAAAAAUGUGAACGCCCGUAUAGUCUUGUUCCCAUGAGGAAGGCUUUCAAGGGGACUUUUAUUGCGACUGGAGGAUAUGUAAGAGAUAAUGGGAAUGAAGCCAUAAGUGAGAACCGAGCUGAUCUUGUCGGUUAUGGACGUUGGUUCUUGUCGAAUCCAGAUUUGCCACUCAGGUUCAAGCUUAAUGCACCCCUCAGUAAAUACCAUCGAGAAACAUUUUACACGUCUGACUCUGUUUUCGGCUACACUGAUUACCCGUUUCUUGAAACUGAUAAAUGUUAAUAUAGUAAAAAAUUGUAUCCUAAUAAGUGUUAUGAUGAGAAUUGAAUUUCUUGUCCAACCAAGCUUGUAAGGUAAGAAUAUGUUGUAAAAUAUUUGGAUAGAUC